Messenger RNA from Miniopterus natalensis, 1996 nucleotides. RefSeq names its product TATA-box binding protein associated factor 9 (gene TAF9). Gene Ontology annotation, biological process: RNA polymerase II preinitiation complex assembly; DNA-templated transcription initiation. Gene Ontology annotation, cellular component: SAGA complex; transcription factor TFIID complex; transcription factor TFTC complex. Lineage: Eukaryota; Metazoa; Chordata; Mammalia; Chiroptera; Miniopteridae. The record is from RefSeq and is a predicted model, not a curated record. Gene Ontology annotation, molecular function: transcription coactivator activity; protein heterodimerization activity; RNA polymerase II general transcription initiation factor activity.
GCGCUGGUUCUGUCGGCCCGUGGCUGCUCGGUGAAGUGGAGCGAGGUAAACCAGUCCAGCUCCCCGUUCCGGCAGGCUGUCAGAUAGUUCGGAGUCUGGUUUUUGUGUGUAAAAUGGAUGUUGAUAUUUUUUUGGGCUGGGUUGUCUUUGCCUUUUGGCGAGAUCCUGUUAGUAGAUCGGUUAGCAGCGGGUGCCUAGUCCUUAGGCCUUCCUGGGCGGUGUUUCAUUUUUCCUUGUAUCGCGAGUGAGCGUUCAGUAAGAGAGUUCGGAUGCUUGUGGCAUGGGGUGAAUCAUUUGCUCUGUAUAUAUGUCUGUUGAGUUAACACCAGAGACUUUUUUUUCCCUUUUUCUUCCAAGAAGAAAGUACAUCUCCCGAGCAGACCUGGUCGUCUCGUGUAGGGAUGCGGUAGUGCCCGCGGGGUGCCUUCUGGGUCUUUGCAUCCCUGCUCUUAGGGGCCUGUUACGUGUGAGCGGAACGAAAAUGCCGCGUAACGACUUGAGCUCGGUUUUUAAAAUUUUUCAUGGAAAAUCUAAUGAGUGUAGACAGUAUUGUAAGACAGCGAUUUUGAAACGUUCUUUGUGGGGAAAAAAGCCAUAAAGUUUUUAUCGCUUUAACAAAACAUAAGUUUGUUGGCCUCGCACAAUUUUUGUCUGUUUCUGAGCGCUGCAGGUUAACCUCAACAAAUUAAUGUUUAGCCUUUGAGAUUUUGUAAGGGGAAAAUUGUACAACAUGUGAAUUGUUUGGGGCAGACAGUGUCCUGGUUUUUAAUAUUAAACCAUAUUGUCAGAAACCUGAAUGUGAGCAUUUUAUUGACAACAUGGUGACUUCAGGGUUCAAACUUGAUGUAUUAUAGUGGAUUUGAGGUACACCAGGGGUUGGAAAAACCACACUAGGCAAAGAACUUGCAUCAAGAUCGGGACUGAAAUACAUUAAUGUGGGUGAUUUAGCUCGAGAAGUCUGAUCACCGGAUAUCAUGGAGUCUGGCAAGAUGGCUUCUCCCAAGAGCAUGCCGAAAGAUGCACAGAUGAUGGCACAAAUCCUGAAGGAUAUGGGGAUUACAGAAUAUGAGCCGAGAGUUAUAAAUCAGAUGUUGGAGUUUGCCUUCCGAUAUGUGACCACAAUUCUAGAUGAUGCAAAAAUUUAUUCAAGCCAUGCUAAGAAAGCUACUGUUGAUGCAGAUGAUGUGCGAUUGGCAAUCCAGUGUCGUGCUGACCAGUCUUUUACCUCUCCUCCCCCAAGAGAUUUUUUAUUAGAUAUUGCAAGGCAAAGAAAUCAAACCCCGUUGCCAUUGAUCAAGCCAUAUUCAGGUCCUAGAUUGCCACCUGAUAGAUAUUGUUUGACUGCUCCAAACUAUAGACUUAAGUCUUUACAAAAAAAGGCAUCUACUUCUGCAGGAAGAAUAACAGUUCCACGGUUAAGUGUUGGUUCAGUUACCAGCAGACCAAGUACUCCCACACUUGGCACACCAACCCCACAAACCAUGUCAGUUUCAACUAAAGUAGGGACUCCAAUGUCCCUCACAGGGCAAAGGUUUACAGUACAGAUGCCCACUUCACAGUCCCCAGCUGUAAAAGCAUCAAUUCCUGCAACAUCAGCAGUUCAGAAUGUUCUGAUUAACCCAUCAUUGAUUGGGUCCAAAAACAUUCUUAUCACCACUAACAUGGUGUCAUCACAAAAUACUGCCAGUGAAUCAUCAAAUGCAAUGAAAAGAAAACGUGAAGAUGAUGAUGAUGACGAUGACGAUGACGAUGACUAUGAUAAUUUGUAAUUAGUCUUGAUGCAUGUAACAUGUAUACUUGAUCUUGAAUCCGCUGUACUGAGAUUAAACAUGCAUGCCAGAUGUUUUCAAGUUGUGUUUUAGAAAACAUAAUAGUAUUUAAUGAGUAAAUACAGUUACCAUAGUUUUUAAUUGAGAUGUUGUAUUUUCUUUAAUAGAAUUUAUAAUGGAUUUUCAUUAGCCUUUAAGUGUAAGAAAUAAAGUUGUCAUCAAUUUGA